AUGUUAUUGGCCGAGCCAAAUGGUGUCAACUCACCAGCAACACUGUUUUUCGUUCAGUCCAGGAAAGGUUUGAUCAAAGUAUCUUUUACCUGGAUUGAGUCCGACGCAGUCCGAGGUUGUGAACGAGUGACACAUAAUCGAAGACUACCUGAGGCCUUGUCACGUGACGUGAAUGCAGAUCAGGUGCUAUAUAAAGCAGCGAGUUACGUCCUGGCACCAGUGCACGUCGGCAUUAACAUGAAUCUCGCGGUCUCUGUCCUCGCGCCCCUCCUUCUCGCGGCGGGCAUGUCCUGCGCGGCCCCGACCCCGGACUUUGGCCACGGGCACGGAGGAUUUGGCCACGGGCACGGAGGCUAUGGACUCGGACACAGGGGAUUUGGCCACGGGCACGGCGGACACGGGUAUGGCCACGGCUUCGCCACAUCCAGUCAGGUCUUCAACAUCGCAGGACCAACGGGUGGAUACCAUGGACACGGAGGCUUUGGACAUGGCCAUGGGGGCUUCGGGCAUGGUUUUGGACAUGGCCAUGGGAGCUUUGGCCACGGAAGCUUUGGGUAUGGCCAUGGACGCUAGGCCAUCAAUUAAAGAUAUUGUAAAAUUUUACUUUUAUAUUCAUAUGAUUAUUUGUUUCUCUUCUAAUAAAAGAUCUUAAUAUAGAGUAGUAUCGCCUGUUACUGAUGUUGAUCUUUU
Messenger RNA from Penaeus vannamei (Pacific white shrimp), 690 nucleotides. RefSeq names its product pupal cuticle protein Edg-91. The record is from RefSeq and is a predicted model, not a curated record. Lineage: Eukaryota; Metazoa; Arthropoda; Malacostraca; Decapoda; Penaeidae.